Messenger RNA from Recurvomyces mirabilis, 1818 nucleotides. RefSeq names its product trifunctional histidinol dehydrogenase. Lineage: Eukaryota; Fungi; Ascomycota; Dothideomycetes; Mycosphaerellales; Teratosphaeriaceae. The record is from RefSeq and is a predicted model, not a curated record. Gene Ontology annotation, biological process: autophagosome assembly; protein autophosphorylation; regulation of autophagy. Gene Ontology annotation, cellular component: phagophore assembly site; membrane; cytoplasm. Bases 1 to 1818 code for a protein of 605 amino acids. Gene Ontology annotation, molecular function: protein serine/threonine kinase activity; ATP binding. The transcript has 4 exons.
AUGCCUAUGUCAGCUCUCGACCCGUUCGGCGACCGGGCCAACGACUUCCGAGCCAGACUUCCAGAAGCCGUUCUAGCACUCGUUGCCUCGCGAGACAAUAGCAAUGGCGAUCUGGACAACAUGCCUGUGCUCUCGGGCUCUUGGGACACUGGCUUCAGCUACCCAGACGAUUGGCAAGACGAAGGAGUAUUGCUGAAGAAGCUUCACCUGUUGACGUCGCUACGCCGGGCGCUAGAAGAUGCUCAAAACGCUGGCACAGACCUCCUGGAGACGCUGCAGUCUAGACCAGUCGGUGGAGAUACGCAAGCAUGGGUCGAUGGGUUAGAGUGGAUCCAGGAUCAGCUAGAUGAAAUCGAACAGUACCAAAAUCAGGCCAGAGGGGAGGCCACUGCCGUGCAGGAAGCGACGUGGCGAUUGCGACGGAACAAGCUCGGACUAGGCGAGGCUUGGGUAGGAGGUUGGACACUCGGUGAAGGUGCCUUCGGUACGGCAACUGGUUGGUACAAGCGUAAUGACCAGGAUACAAUAAUCGAUCGUAUUAUAGUCAAAGAGAGCUCCGAUAAACAUUACGGCACAGGAACUCCGGAUAGGACGUACAGCUGGAGCGACGAUCCUCGUGAUUCCACCAGUAGGACCAGCUUGCCGAACGAGAUUGCGGCGAUGUAUAGCCUGCGAGAUCACCACGCCUCAGAGAGUGUAGUCGCCAUCCGAAAUUCUCGUUUGAUCAACGCGGAGCGCAGAGCGCGCAUUUACAUGGAGUAUUGUCCUUACGGAGACCUGGGAAAGUUCUCCGAGUGGUAUUGGGAUACCACGGUGACCCUGAAGACAAAGGAAGCCUGGAAAGAUUUCCAUGAGCAGAGAGCGGACGUCAAACAUAGGUAUCUGCCGGAGCCGUUCCUAUGGUCUGUGUUCGAGUCGCUCGCCUGGUCGGGACUUAUGAUGGAGCAAGCAGAUAACCCGAUCUACCACUUGGACUACAAAACUGCGAACGUGCUGUUGGGUGUAGAGUCGAAGGAUCGUUACGUGGGGUACCCCAUGGCAAAGCUCACGGACUUUGGUCUGUCCUGGAUCCCGGAUUGCAGCCAGGAGGUCGACCCCUACAGACAGAAGCAUGGUUCCGGUACGCCGUUCAAUUCUGCGCCCGAGCAGGUUCCUACGAUCUAUAGCGGAGACACUAUGCCUCGUUUGAUGGACGCUAGCACUAAUGUAUGGGGAGCCGGGAUAGUGAUGUGGAGUCUCAUCGAGCACGAAGAAGGAGAUCACCGUAUAAGCUGGGACCAUCGAAAUGAAAUAUCGACUCCGGCCUGCCGUGCGUUUCCGCAAGACUGCGAUCCCUCUCCUCUCGAAACGCCGGAUUUCCGCGCAGCAGCUCGCAGACAAUAUUCACAGCCUUUGCUUGAUCUGAUCGUGCGAGCUGUGUCAUAUGAACAAGAAGAUCGGCCGAGCUUCCAAGAGCUGCUGGAUACAAUUCGUGACCAUACCGAAGGACAUCCGGACCAAUUUGACCGGGCCAAGGGGAUGCGACAAAAGCACUCUGACUCACGUACUUGGUCGGAAGGCAGAUAUUCAAUGUGGGGUUUCCUGCACGAGGACAAGUACGCCCUUUUUGCCAAAUUGCCGAAUCUUCCAGUUCCUCCCAAGCUUGAUGCGAAAGCGUGGAGGACGCCUCCAUUUCGACAAGAUUCGGUUGAAGACGAUGGGGACGAUGCAGACGAAGCCCCAGUGGGUGGUGGGCCGUGGCCGGGUCUUCGUAAGAGGGGCAAGAGGGGAAAGAAGAGGGCCCGGAAUGAUGAGGACGAUGCCGAUGGUGGAGCGUGA